CACAUAUUGAAUUUUGUUUUUGGUUUUGUCUCUGUUUUGCAGUGCGAUGUCGAUAAAAGUCUAUAUUUUAUUGCUUGCCUGUAAAAAUCGAAUGAAACAGCAUCUGAUGGAUGGAUGUACAACUUUGAUUCAUCGUUCAAUUCAUUCUUGACAAUCGUUGUGGAACGGUGUGUAUUUUGUGACUUGUGCCAAUUUGUGUUGAGAACAGAGCAAAAACGAUGUUGAAAUCGAUUCGAACGGGGCUGGUGUUGGUGUUAGUUUCGAUUGUAUUUAUCGAUGCAUUGCCAGUGGAAAAUGAAGAGUCGGCAUUGGAUUUGAUUCUAUUGCACAAUAACGAUUUGCACGGUCGCUUCGCCGAAACCACCAUCGAUGGUCCUGACUGUCGUCCAGAGGAUUCUUUUGCCAACAAAUGCUACGGCGGUUUUGCCCGCAUUUCAACACUCGUUAAACGCUAUCGCAGCGAUCAAGAGAAAGACGGGCUACCAGUUCUAUUCCUGAAUGCUGGCGAUACGUACGUUGGGACACCUUGGUUUCAAUUGUUCAAAGAUAAAAUUACCGUGGAUUUCAUGAAUGCCUUGAAACCCGAUGUUGGAGCACUUGGAAACCACGAAUUCGAUUUUGGCAUAAAGGGACUGGUACCGUUCUUGGCAAACAUUAAUUUCCCGAUUGCAGUGGCGAAUUUGAAUAUUUCAACGAAUCAUCCGCUCUGGCAAACGCAUGCACUUGAGCGGUCGGUUGUGUUCAAUAUAAAAGGUUUUAAGGUCGGUGUCAUCGGGUACAUAACUGAUGAUCUACACACAUUAUCAACACCUGAGGAUGUGGGAGUUUUACCCGAAAUUGGCGCAAUCAAUGAAGAAUCGGAUAAAUUGAGGAAACAAGGCGUCAACAUAAUCAUUGCAUUGGGUCAUUCCGGUUACGAAAAAGAUCAAGAGAUAGCAAAAGAGUGUCCACUAGUCGAUUUGGUUGUGGGAGCACAUUCUCAUACAUUUUUAUAUACUGGCAUACCGCCUGAUCCGAAGGAUGUGCCACUCGGUCCAUAUCCGACUGUGAUUGUGCAGAAAAGUGGCAAAAAAGUGCCUGUCGUUCAGGCGUACGCUUGGUCAAAAUACUUGGGAAAAUUGCAGUUAAGUGUAA
Messenger RNA from Sitodiplosis mosellana (orange wheat blossom midge), 1134 nucleotides. RefSeq names its product protein 5NUC-like. The record is from RefSeq and is a predicted model, not a curated record. Gene Ontology annotation, cellular component: plasma membrane. Gene Ontology annotation, biological process: AMP catabolic process. The annotation marks the transcript as partial. Gene Ontology annotation, molecular function: metal ion binding; nucleotide binding; 5'-nucleotidase activity. Lineage: Eukaryota; Metazoa; Arthropoda; Insecta; Diptera; Cecidomyiidae. The transcript is spliced from 4 exons.